CCUUUCUCUCCUCCACUAGAUCCUGAAAACAUGGGUUACAAGACUGCUGUCCUCCUGGCCCUGCUUCCCCAGCUGCUGUCUGCCAGCGUUGUCUGUAGCUUCUCCAUGGCAGCCAGCAAUGGUGACACUUGCCAGUCCUUCGCUUCGACCUGGGGUCAGACCGUCGAGAGCUUUGAAGAGUUGAACCCUGGUGUCUCCUGUCCCAAUCUCACGCCCGGUCAGAGCUACUGUGUUAUUGGCACCGUCUCGAACGACCCAGAGCCCACGACGACGUCUACGACACUGAAGACCACGACGUCCACAACCACCGCGUCCCCGUCCCCGUACCAGCCCACCCAACCAGGUCUGGUAGCCAACUGUGACACGUUCCAUCUCGUCGCGUCCGGUGAUCAGUGCGAUACCAUCGAGGCCAAGUACAGCAUUACCGACGCCCAAUUCAAGGCCUGGAACCCAAGCAUCAACGCCCAAUGCACCAACCUCUGGCUGGAGGACUACGUUUGCGUGCACGUCCCGGGCGCCACGACAACCCCAGCUCCCCAGCCCACGCCGACUGGUCCGGAGCCCCAGAUGCCCGGCAUAGUGAGCAACUGCGCCAAGUUCUACCAGGUCAAGUCGGGCGACAGCUGUUGGUCGAUUGACAAAGCUGCGGGCAUCACUCUUGCUCAGUUCCGCUCAUGGAACACGCAGAUAGAUGAGAGCUGCACCAAUUUGUGGGUGGAUUAUUACGUCUGCAUUGGCGUCUAA
Aspergillus novofumigatus IBT 16806 is the source of this 744-nucleotide messenger RNA. RefSeq names its product LysM peptidoglycan-binding domain-containing protein. The coding region runs from base 31 to 744 and encodes 237 amino acids. Lineage: Eukaryota; Fungi; Ascomycota; Eurotiomycetes; Eurotiales; Aspergillaceae. The record is from RefSeq and is a predicted model, not a curated record. The transcript has 2 exons.